This is a messenger RNA of Eubalaena glacialis (North Atlantic right whale), 5614 nucleotides long. RefSeq names its product WNK lysine deficient protein kinase 3 (gene WNK3). The record is from RefSeq and is a predicted model, not a curated record. Lineage: Eukaryota; Metazoa; Chordata; Mammalia; Artiodactyla; Balaenidae. The coding region runs from base 193 to 5565 and encodes 1790 amino acids. The transcript has 23 exons. Gene Ontology annotation, molecular function: chloride channel inhibitor activity; potassium channel inhibitor activity; protein serine/threonine kinase activity. Gene Ontology annotation, cellular component: cytoplasm; cytosol. Gene Ontology annotation, biological process: positive regulation of sodium ion transmembrane transporter activity; monoatomic ion homeostasis; negative regulation of sodium ion transport.
GGGCGAGCGGAGGCUUGAAGGAGGGCGAGGGAGAAGCGAAAAGAGAGUCUCCCUCCGCGAGAGCUUCUAAUCUGGUUGCUAUGGAAACAUAUGACCACAUAAAAGGAAGUCUAUUCUGAUAAUUCUGAUACCUGAGAUGCAACUGGACUGAAGAGUGGAACAGGAAAAAUAUUAGUGCCAACCUUAAUUACAAUGGAUACUGAUUCAGGGGAGCCAGCUAGCACAGAAGAUUCUGAGAAACCUGAUGGAGUUUCAUUGGAAAACAGAGUUCGUCAGGUUGCAGCAACUUUGACAGUGGAAGCUAGACUAAAGGAGAAAAACAGUACCUUCUGUGCUUCUGGAGAAACUAUAGAAAGGAAGAGAUUCUUUCGAAAGAGUGUUGAGAUGGCAGAAGAUGACAAAGUUGCUGAAUCUUCCUCCAAAGAUGAGAGAAUAAAGACUGCAACAAAUAUUCCAAGAGUAGAAGAGCUUCCUACAAAUGUGCUAAGAGGCAGACAAGAAGUUAAAUACGAGCAAUGUUCAAAGGGAAUGUCAGAAUCCUCAAAAGAUUGUUUCAAGGAGAAAAAUGAAAAGGAAAUGGAAGAAGAAGCAGAAAUGAAGGCUGUAGCUACUUCUCCUAGUGGCAGGUUCCUGAAAUUUGACAUAGAGCUGGGAAGAGGAGCAUUUAAAACAGUAUAUAAAGGACUGGACACUGAAACAUGGGUUGAGGUUGCUUGGUGUGAGCUGCAGGACCGGAAAUUAACCAAAGCUGAGCAGCAAAGGUUCAAGGAAGAAGCAGAGAUGUUAAAGGGUCUCCAACAUCCCAAUAUAGUUCGAUUCUAUGAUUCCUGGGAGUCUAUAUUAAAAGGAAAGAAAUGUAUUGUAUUAGUGACUGAACUUAUGACAUCAGGAACCUUAAAGACGUACUUAAAACGAUUUAAAGUCAUGAAACCAAAGGUCUUAAGGAGCUGGUGCAGGCAAAUUUUAAAGGGGUUGCAGUUCUUGCACACUAGGACUCCUCCUAUUAUUCACCGGGAUCUGAAGUGUGACAAUAUUUUCAUCACGGGACCCACUGGAUCUGUGAAGAUUGGUGAUCUAGGACUAGCCACCUUAAUGCGCACAUCAUUUGCUAAAAGUGUCAUUGGCACUCCUGAGUUUAUGGCCCCAGAGAUGUAUGAAGAGCACUACGAUGAAUCUGUGGACGUCUAUGCUUUUGGAAUGUGUAUGCUAGAAAUGGCUACUUCGGAGUACCCUUAUUCUGAGUGCCAGAAUGCAGCUCAAAUAUACCGUAAAGUAACUAGUGGUAUAAAACCAGCCAGUUUCAAUAAAGUCACUGAUCCUGAAGUGAAAGAAAUCAUCGAGGGAUGUAUUCGUCAAAAUAAAUCUGAAAGGUUGUCUGUCAGGGACCUACUAAACCACGCAUUUUUUGCUGAGGAUACAGGACUAAGGGUGGAGUUAGCGGAGGAAGAUGAUUGCUCAAAUUCAUCUCUGGCUUUAAGGCUCUGGGUUGAAGACCCUAAAAAAUUGAAAGGCAAGCAUAAAGACAAUGAAGCUAUUGAAUUCAGUUUCAAUUUAGAAACAGAUACACCUGAAGAAGUAGCGUAUGAAAUGGUCAAGUCAGGAUUCUUCCAUGAAAGUGAUUCCAAAGCUGUUGCUAAGUCCAUUAGAGACCGGGUGACCCUGAUAAAGAAGACAAGGGAGAAGAAGCCAGCUGGCUGUUUGGAAGAACGCAGAGAUUCCCAGUGCAAGUCUGUGGGGAAUGUACUCCCUCAGCCCCAAAAUACAACUUUGCCCCCUCCUCCUGCUCAGUACAGCGGGGCUGAAUGUGAAGAAACUGAAGUUGAUCAACAUGUGCGACAACAGCUUCUGCAAAGAAAACCACAACAGCAUUGCUCCUCUGUUACAGGUGACAGUUUGUCUGAGGCAGGAGCUGGAUCAGUUAUACAUUCAGAUACUUCAAAUCAGCCCAGUAUAGCCUAUUCCUCAGACCAGAUGAUGGGCUCUCAAAUGGUUUCUAACAACCCACAGGCCGAAAUAAAUGUUCCAGGGAAAAUUUAUCCAUCCCAGCAGCUAGUGGGACAUUACCAGCAGAUUUCAGGGUUGCAGAAGCAGCCAAAUCUGACUCAGCCCCAAAUUUCGCCUUUUCUUCAAGGUCAGUCCACUGUUCUGCCUGUACAUGUCCUUGGACCUCCACUUGUCUCACAACUCCAGUUUUUGCCAUUAAGUGUCCCAAAGGUCUCACAGGUAAAGCCUGUAUCCCAAGCAGUUGGAGCUGAACAACCAGCAACUCUUCUAAAACCGGAUUUAGUUAGAAGUUUGAAUAAUGAUGUGGCAGCUGUGAAGGAAAACACCAAUACCCCUGAUAACCCAAGUGGAAAUGGCAAACAAGAUCGGAUCAAACAGAGAAGAGCUUCCUGUCCUAGAUCAGAGAAGGGGACUAAAUUUCAGCUUACUGUCCUUCAGGUGUCAACCUCUGGAGACAACAUGGUGGAGUGUCAACUGGAGACACACAAUAACAAGAUGGUCACCUUCAAGUUUGAUGUUGAUGGUGAUGCACCAGAGGAUAUUGCAGACUAUAUGGUCGAAGAUAACUUUGUCCUGGAAAGUGAAAAAGAAAAAUUUGUAGAAGAAUUGAGGGCUAUCGUAGGUCAAGCCCAGGAGAUCCUUCAUGUCCACUCUGCUGCAGAAAGAGCCGUUGGAGUUGACUCUAUUACUGUGGAAUCCAGCAGUAGCCAAACAGGAUCAUCUGAACAAGUACAGAUAAAUUCUGCAUCCACUCAAACCAGCAAUGAAUCUGCUCCUCAGUCAUCCCCAGUUGGUCGAUGGCGAUUUUGUAUCAAUCAGACAAUAAGAAACCGUGAGGCUCAAUCUCUUCCUUCUCUUCAGCAGUCCAUGUCUACAGUUCCUGGGCUAAAUCUGCUUUCUAGUCCAAGAAACAUAAGUAAUAAGGAAAUAUCACAGGACACGCUGCUCACUCUAGAAAAUAAUCCAUGCCAGCGUGCACUUUACACCUCCACAUCAGAACACAAGGAUGUAGUUGAUGGUAAGAUUUCUGAAUAUGCCAGUGUAGAAACUAAGCUGCCAGCUAUACUUUAUCAAGUGGAAGAUGACAAGCAGAUAAUGGCACCAGUUGCUAGUAGUUCCAGUCAUACGGCUACUUCAGUUCGUGCAGUUCCACUUGAAUGUGAGGGACUCACCAGCCAAGCAGGCAUAUUCCUACCUGUGUAUCCAGGUCACCAAGCUGCCAGUCAGGCAGCUCCUGGUGAGUCAACUCAGAUUGCUCCUAACUCUCUUACAACCCCGGCAUUUAUGUCUGAUCAAAAGCCUCAGUCCUUACCAGUGCAGCAGCCAACUACGGAUGCAGAGUUUAUUUCCCAAGAAGGAGAAACCGCAGUGAUCAUGGAAGCAAGUUCUCCUAAGAUGGUCAUUCCCACUCAGACCCCUGGCCUUGAACCAACUAGCCUUCUGUCCUCUACUGUCGUGGAAUCAGAUGGGGAAGGACCUCCAAAAAUGGAGUUUGCAGACAACCGAAUUAAAACUCUGGAUGAAAAAUUAAGAAAUUUGCUCUAUCAGGAGCAUAGCAUAUCUAGCAUCUAUCCUGAGAGUCAGAAGGAUACCCAAAGCAUAGACUCUCCGUUUUCUUCCUCUGCUGAAGACACAGUCUCAUGUCCAGUGCCAGAAGUCAUAGGCAUCAGUCACUGUGGAGUUCAAGAUAGUCCUGCACAGUCCCCCAAUUUUCAGCAGACAGGCUCUAAGAUUCUGUCCAAUGUGACUGUGAGUCAGCCUGCUAACAUAUCAGUGUUCAAAAGGGACCUGAAUGUGAUAACUUCUAUACCCAGCGAAUUAUGUUUACAUGAGAUGUCCCCAGAUGCUUCACUUCCAGGGGAUCCAGAGGCCUAUCCUGCUGCUGUGUCAAGCGGUGGAGCCAUUCAUCUGCAGACAGGAGGUGGAUAUUUUGGCCUAAGCUUUACUUGUCCUAGUCUCAAAAAUCCUAUUAGCAAGAAAUCCUGGACUCGCAAAUUAAAAAGCUGGGCAUACAGGCUACGGCAGUCAACCAGCUUUUUCAAGAGAUCAAAAGUCCGUCAAGUGGAUACAGAAGAUACGAGAUCAGCAGUUGCUCCUGACCCCAUUCCUCUGACAGGAGAGUCCACAGCUGAUGCUAGGGCUUUGAGUAGAUGUAAAGCAAUGAGUGGAUCAUUUCAGCGGGGUCGGUUCCAGGUGAUUACAGUUCCUCAGCAGCAGUCAGUGAAAGUGACAUCUUUUGGAAUAGAACACAUACCAGCAUUCAAUAAAAUGACAAGCCAGCCUAGUGAAGAAGCUUUAGCCUUUACUGAAACAGCAAAGUCUCAAUUGGUAGAAAUGGAACCUGCCACAGACAAUCCACAAACUUCACUUUCUUCUCAGAAGUUACAAGCUCUUCAGGAAACCUUCAAAAAAGAUAAAAGAAUUCCCAAACAAGCUGACAACUUCUCAUCUUUCAGUACAGCUUGUGAGACUGAUGUAUCUUUGAUGACUCCAGAAAAGGAAUUGGAAGAAAAUUCAGCCACAGGAAGUAGCUUGCAGUCUGGAUCUGAACUGUUGCUUAAAGAGAGAGAGAUACUUACUUCUGGGAUACAGCCUACCUCUGAUAGUGAAUUUUCAGCCACUCUUUGUGGCAGAGGGAAAUCAGUGGCAAAGACUGGUCCAGAGAGAGAAAAGUGCUUACCACUCCGUGAAGAAAAAGCCUAUGUUCAAACACAGAGCUCACUCUUCUAUUCACCGUCUUCCCCAAUGAGCAGUGAUGAUGAGUCAGAAGUAGAGGAUGAGGACUUAAAGGUGGAGCUUCAAAGAUUACGAGAAAAACACAUUCAGGAAGUGGUAAAUCUUCAAACCCAGCAGAAUAAGGAGCUACAGGAGCUCUAUGAACGCCUUCGGGCAAUUAAAGACAGCAAAGUCCAAUCAUCAGAGAUUCCUGUACCACCUGCAUCACCACGUAGACCAAGAUCUUUCAAAAGCAAACUUCGAAGCCGUCCCCAGUCCUUGACACAUGUGGACAGUGGCACAGUUGCAACAGAUCCACUGUGUGUGGAAAGUAGUGCAGCAUCAUGCCAGCAAUCUCCAGCUAGUAAAAAAGGGAUGUUCACAGAUGACUUACACAAACUGGUGGAUGACUGGACAAAGGAAACAGUAGGAAAUUCUCUUAUUAAGCCAAGUUUAAACCAACUUAAACAGAGUCAACAGAAACUAGAAACAGACAACUGGAACAAAGUAUAUGAAAAUACUCCAUCUACUAUGGGCUACACAUCAACAUGGAUUUCUUCUCUGUCCCAAAUCCGUGGAGCUGUCCCAACCUCCUUGCCACAAGGACUUUCACGCCCUUCAUUUCCUGGCCCAUUAUCAUCAUAUGGAAUACCCCAUGUUUGUCAAUAUAAUGCUGUGGGGGGGCCAGGGUAUCCAGUACAGUGGGUAGGAAUUUCAGGAACACCACAACAGUCUGUAGUAAUUCCUACCCAAUCUGGGGGACCGUUCCAGCCGGGGAUGAAUUUGCAGGCAUUUCCAGCUUCAUCAGUGCAGAAUCCAUCCACGAUCCCUCCUGGUCCCAAGUGAAUCAGAGUAGAAGAUGAAGAAAAAGGAGAUAUUUUUCAGAAUUAAUUUU